This is a messenger RNA of Effrenium voratum, 831 nucleotides long. NCBI's taxonomy places the organism in Eukaryota, Dinophyceae, Suessiales, Symbiodiniaceae. The record is from the annotation of a GenBank genome assembly.
AUGCAUGAGCUGCUGCUGCUGACUCCGCGGCACCGCCACGGCUGCCACGAGCGCCUGAAGAUUGCGCGGCGCCUGGGGCGCUUGGACCAGGCCGGCUGGGGCGCCAACGGCCGGCUGCGGCUGGGGGAGAUCUUGCACACCAGGCUGGCGGAGGGCGUGAUUCUGUUGCUGGUGACACUGGAGCUUUGCAUGACCUUAUUGGAGUGUGGCUUGAAGUCGGGCUUCAUUUGUCUCUUCCAGGUUGAUGUGGUCUGCAACGUAGAUGGCUUUGUCUGCGAGAGCGCAGAGGGCAGGAGGACGAGCCUCGUGUUGGAGACUUGCGAGAUGAUGUCGAAAGUGAUCGUGGUGCUCUUUGCAGUGGAGAUGAUGCUGAAAGUCUCGGUGGCUCCUGUGCACACGCUGAGCAACCUCUGGCACCUGCUGGACAUGCUGGUGGUCUUCGGAAAUCUUCUCUUCACCUUCUGCCUGGCCGGCCGGGGGGAGCUGUCUCUGCUGCUGCGCUGCUGGCGCAUCUUCAAGCUGAUCAUGCUGGUGGAAGAGGAGGCUGAGAAGAUCGAGGAGCACAUCCGAAGGCGCAUGAAGGAGGAGACCUCACAUGCUUCAGACUGCUCCCCCAGGUCAGCCGGUGCUGCAAGCACCACACAUCUGAGGCAUGCCACGAGAGGUGGCAAGUUCGGGGGUGGCAUCGGUGCAGUGCUCGGAACCGCUACGGGGGCUGCCGUUGGAGUGAUCCCCGCCAUCUUCACCUUCGGGCUUUCCAUUCCGAUUUGCGCAGCAGUGGGUGGUGGAACGGGCCUCUGCGCCGGGACUGCGGUCCAGAGCUUUCCUUGA